AUGGAAAAUUUUGUACCCAUAUUUUUCAGUGUCGAUCUUUUAGAUCAACACGCCAACAACACGGGCGCAUUUAACGCUCUUGUGAAUUCGUUUGACGAUUUAAAGAUUUUCAUUGAAAAUGACACAAGCUGCACGAUAUCCGAGUUGAAGCAACUGCUUCCCCAUAUUUCCGAAAAAUUUGGUUCCGUGUUUUCAUGCACCCUUCUUCUUGUAUGCAUUAGGUCCUUUUCAAAGGAAGAAUUCGAGUUAUAUUCGGACGGACUUGUACCCAGCGUUCUGUCCUUUUCGGAUGCAUCUUCUGAGCUGGGAAGCUCUAUUGAUCGGCUUUUACGCAAAUCCAUCCACCUGUAUUUGUCGAUACUGACCAGGCUUCACGAUGUCAAAAACACGUCCCAUAAACAAAAUCCCAUGCAUUGUGGCUUUGAUUUUUCAGAAUUCGAGCGUCUCUCGUUGAAAUGUUCCAAACCCCGCUGUGAAAAUGAACCCGCAAUCACGAUCGAUGAUAUGCUCGAGUAUUUCCCACUAGCUGAUUUGCUUGAUAUUCUUCUUCUUACUAGUCAAGAUAAUCACAAUAUCAUAUGUAGAAUAACGCAACUAAGGGGCACAAUAUUUCCGUCUAUCUUUGAGCUGGACGCUAUAGAGUUUACACGGUUACUGCAGUCAUUGCGUCAAAGUCUCCAGAGCCCGGGGUUUAAAACAUCGCAUGCGGAAAUUUUAAAGAUGGUGGCUGAUCUCAAAUCUCUAGGUUUGCUGGUGUCAGUGUUUCCUAAAUUAAUCUUAACUUCGAAAGCAAAUUUGGGCGUUCUUUUGCAAAUACUGGGAUUCUGCCUGUCGGAAGUGCCCACGUUGCCCUUUUUUAACGCUUUGUUUAGGUCUCAUAUUUAUGCGAUCCUGUUAAUCGUUUUUGUGUUUAUUUUUGAUGUUGCAGCCAAGAUUGACAUUUCGCAAGUGGGGUUCAAUUUGAAUACCGAAUUCUGUACCAAGCUAUCAAAGUCGCUAGGGCCUGUGGUAAUUCCAUUUCCGUCUUCUGUGCUUUUGCCUAAAAGUACCAAUGCGGUUGAAAUGGGAAGAGAGUUUUUAAAGAGUCAUAAGGAGUAUCUUUCUGCAUGGAUUUGUGAAAUAAAGAACACAAAUCUUGUUUCGAUACUAAAUGAUGAUACACUGAACGAGCUUGCUACGAACAUGGCCAUUGAUGAAAGUGAUGAUGAUCCCAAUAGGCAUACUCGCUUAAUCGAACAUUUAAAGGAAAUUUUUCCCAACAUUCCAGAGACGUCAAUUGAAAACAUUCUUGUCGAUUGUAACUGGGAUCCACAACAUGCAUUCGAAUCCUUGUCAAGGAUAAGCAAUCAAGAUGUGCCCAAUACGGAGUCUAUUUCUAAAGAAACGAUCUAUAUGAAAAAUAGCGAAGGUUCAGAACCCUAUCUAGGCUCGGAUCUCAAUGAGAUUUUAAAAACCAAGAUUCGGGUCAUAGUGGAAUCAAACACACAAUCUUCGCAAUACAAUGGCCUGGAAUUUGAGGAUUCUGAGCUCACCACACUUCCGAGAAUAUCAUCUGGAUUUGACGAUUCUGAAGACCAAAAUGAAGACAAAGAGGGCAAAGGUAGCGGGGCUGGUCUGGACGCAAUACUGCGGGGAGAAUAUUUAGAAAAUGCUAAAGCAUUUUUGAGGUCUGCCAGAAAUUCUCCUGAAAGGAGGCUUUUGAAAGCCAAGUGUAAAUUAAGCGACGAACAGAUAGAAGGCUGGGCAAGGAUCAAUUUAACAGCAUCCUCAGAUAAAAAAACCACAAUCUCGACAACUGAUUAUCUUGAUCCCAAUGCUGCAGUUAUGUGGACAGGGCAACAGGCGUCAAUUGCCGACAAAAAGGAGCCCCAAGCUUCGAAUUCUUCAAAACAUAAGGGCCAAUCAAAAGAGAAGGCCCCGCACUUGAGAAAAUCGCAUUUUCGUAAGGAUAGAGCCAUGGGCAAGCUAGCAAAAUCAACUGGGCCCAUAAAUUAA
This is a messenger RNA of Mitosporidium daphniae, 1995 nucleotides long. RefSeq lists its product as uncharacterized. The transcript has a single exon. Lineage: Eukaryota; Fungi; Microsporidia. The record is from RefSeq and is a predicted model, not a curated record. Gene Ontology annotation, molecular function: ubiquitin binding. Bases 1 to 1995 code for a protein of 664 amino acids.